AGUGAAUCAAGAAGGCGCGCACACAGUGUCCUGCAGCACAAACAAAAAAGUGAGGAUUUCCUGAGUCAGCUCCAGGAAUUGCGGUGCAAGCGUGCAAAAGAGACUGAUGGUUGAUGGGUAGUAACUGUUCACUGCAUCUGAUGCUGUGAGUCCUGAGGUUCCUGUACCUUCUUCCUGAUGGCAACGGGGGAAGAGAGCAUGAGAUAGAUGCCUGGAUUUGCUUCUUACUGAUGGACCCAUUUUACUGUCUAUCCAAUGAGAGAAAACAAACUCAGCUAAGGUGCUAUGGCAUCACAAAGUGAAGAAGGGUGCGAUAUUGGAGACUGGCUGUCUACAAUCCAUUUGGAAAAAUACAGAGAGAAUUUUGUCCUGAAUGGAUUUUACACAUCCAAGGACAUUGUACAUUUUAACAAUGAAAUGCUUAUUCAGAUCGGCAUCACAGCUACUGGGCAUCGGAAACGGAUCUUAAAGCUUGCACAGCAAAGUAGCCUGACGUUAUCAUGUGAUGAUCUUCCGAGUUCAGUCCUGGGCCAUUGCGCUGGUGAGAAAGAGAAAACUGUGGAGAGAUCAAGCACUGUUGAUGAUUGGAAAGAUAACACCGGUGGGAAUGAAGUUUUUGACCCAGGAGAACCAGUUGUUAAACCCAUUCCCAGACCACGGACAUUACUGAAUAAGCAGACUUCAGGCCCCAAACCUCCAACAGAUAUUGGAUCAGCAUCAACACCAAGUCCAAAUCAUGAGAAGCAGGAAGGGUUUUCUCCUGGUGAACCUUCUCUGGAAAGGCCUGAAUUGACUGAGAAGGAACAGGGACCAAGCGAAGAAAACAAAGUCACGUCUCCAGCAUGGGAAAGGCCUGUAAAGGAAGAGGAGAUGGUGCCUCCCGUGCCACCGCGCAUCAAUCGGGGACAGCCUCCUGCCAAUUUUGCCCCACAUGGUCCAACAAACAGAGCUGAACAUGAUCUACCGGGAUCAAAGUUUGUCGAUUCCAUCUCCAAGUCUGUGGAAGACUUGCACGAUAUCCGCUCUCUCUCUAGAGUUUCCUCACACUCCCUUCCCCAGAUGCCGUUGUUUGACACAGCAUUUACAGGGAAAAUGGUCUCCAACGAGCUCUACACCACAGUGGAGACUUUGCCUGAGAGGAAUCGAAGCCAAUCCUUCUCAAUUUCAGGCAUAAAAUCUUUGGGAAGGAGACCUAUCCCACAGCCCCCACCCACCGCGAGCCAAGCUGAUGCAUCAUCACUUUCAUUAAAAGAAAGACAACAUCUGGGAGUUCACUCUGAAGAGGACACCAGCCCUCAGCCAGUCCAGAUGCAAGCCAGUGAAUCCUCACCCUACGCCACAAUAGGAGACAUUCCAACACCUAACACCGAGUAUCCUGUGUACUUCAAAGAUGAAUUUGAGGAUGAUCUAAAAAUAUCACCAUAUGCCAGCUUCCACCUUGCUCCAGAACAAGGAAAACAUAUAAAAUGUGACUGGUUGGAGAAGCUCUCACCGCAGGGAAGCUGCGUAUUUCAGAGGCGCUACGUGAAGUUUGAUGGGAAGAUGUUGAUGUAUUUUAGCAAUGAGAAGGACCCCUACCCUAAAGGAGUAAUCCCCCUGGCUGUUAUACAGAUGGCAAGAACAGCGAAGGAAAAUAAAUUUGAAGUAGUUACAAAGCCCAGGAUAUUUGUUUUUAGGGCAGAGAGUGAAGCGCAGAGAAAUGAGUGGUGUUCACACCUCCAGAAUGCAGUCAAAAUCCAUCACUUCUCAUCCAGUCGCCGGGUUGGAUCCACAUCCCUCUGCCAGAAAUAUGGAUACUUGGAGAUGAAGGGGCAUAAAUCAAAGGUCUAUGCUGCACUCUGCACUGACACCCUCUGGCUGCACAAAAAUGAACAGACUUUCAAAUCUGGCAUUGGAAUUGUAACUAUUGAAGUUCAAGGAGCUACUAUUCGCGAUGGCAACCGUAAAAGUUUUGAAUUAAUCACUCCUUUUAAAAGCUUCAGUUUUACAGCUGAAUCUGAACGAGAGAAGAAGGAAUGGAUUGAGGCACUUCAGGACUCGAUAGCUGAGGCUCUCUCGGAUUAUGAGGUGGUUGAGAAGAUUUGGUCAAACAAGUCCAACAAAGCCUGUGCAGACUGCAAAGCACCAAAUCCGGACUGGGCGUCCAUUAACCUCUGUGUUGUCAUCUGCAAGCGAUGUGCAGGAGAACAUCGAGGCUUAGGGGCAUCGGUCUCUAAAGUACAGAGCCUGAAAUUGGAUACAAGCGUAUGGACAAAUGAAAUAGUACAGCUUUUCAUUCAGUUAGGUAAUGAGAAAGCAAAUAGGUUCUGGGCAGCUCGAAUCACUCCAGGAGAGGAAUUGGAUACAGAUGCUUCAGUCGAGAGGCGGAGAGAAUUCAUCACGAUGAAAUACAGAGAGGGGAUAUACAGGCGGUCACAUUCUAAAUUUGCAACUCAAGAGGAACUUAUUAAGGCACUUUGCACAGCAGUCUCCAGCCCCAAUCUCCUGCACACCAUACCCCAGAUCUUCUCUGAAGCAGACAAAAAGAGUCUCGCUGACCCAGAUGCCUGUGACACAAAGUCAAUUCAAAGCCCCCCCUAUUCUUCCAGAAUGGAGCGAUCACCACAGAGAAGUCCAGAUAUUCUAAAUUCCAACCCCUUGGAUUCAGCUUCAAUUUAUAGUGAGAUCACACAAUCCUUCGUACAUUGUGGGUAUCUGUACAAAACGUCAGCCAUGACAAAGCUCCCUGCCAGCAAGAAAUGCAAAGAUGAGUUUCAGAAACAGUGGUGUUCCAUGGAAAGGUCUCUUCUAUUCUAUGAAACAGACAAGAGUCCUGAACCAAUCGGCAAGAUCGAAAUGUGUGAGAUUGUCUCCAUAGGAGUGAACAGACCACAGUCAAUGUCCAAUUCCAUUCCAACAGACAGGUUUCGGUACACAUUUGAAAUCUUUUUGUCUUCAGAAAAGUUAUUCCAGUUUGGAACAGACAAUCCUGAAACUCUGCAGACAUGGACAAGCUCCAUAGCAAAGGGGUUCACUUGUGCCAGUCUGCACAGCCUUCUCAAUCGGCAGUUUGAUAGGAUUGGAAAGCUGCGUUAUAAAUCAAUGCGGAAUCCUGAGCAAUGGAGGGAGGGGUGGUUCAUGCUUAGGAAAUGCAACCUUACAUUCUGCUGUGAAGAGGGUGGACUUCUGGAGGAGACAUUGCACCUGAAGAGACUACAGGAACUGACUUUCACUAUUCUGAAUGAAAACAGCGAGAAGAAAGAAGUAUUACGACUGGUUGACAAAGAACGAACAUUGUACCUGCAUGGAGUGACACGCCUGGACUACUCAAUGUGGUGCAGUGAUAUUCAGAGUGCGGCGGGCAGUCGGGGGAAUGCACUAAGUGACCAGCAGCUAAGCAGAAAGGACAUCCCCAUUAUCGUUGACAGCUGUAUUGCCUUCAUUACCCAAUAUGGGCUGUGCCAUGAGGGGAUUUACAGGAAGAAUGGAGCCAAGUCACGCAUCAAGCUGCUAAUGGAUGAGUUUCGAAAGGACGCCAGGAAUGUAAAGCUACGAACAGGCGAGCACUUUAUUGAGGAUGUCACCGAUGUCCUCAAGAGGUUUUUUCGGGAGGUAGAUGACCCAAUCUUUAUGACAGAGCUCCAUCCACAGUGGAAAGAAGCUGCAGAUAUUUCUCAUAAAGCCCAGAGACUGCAACAAUACAAAGAAAUCAUUCACUUGCUCCCAAGAGUCAACAGGAUGACUCUUGCUGCACUGAUUGGUCAUUUGUACAGGGUUCAGAAAUGUGCAGACCUCAACCAGAUGUGCACCAAGAAUCUGUCGUUGCUUUUCGCCCCCAGCUUGUUUCAGACCGAUGGGAAAGGAGAGCAGGAAGUGAAGGUGGUCGAGGACCUCAUUGACAAUUAUGUGACAGUGUUUGAUAUUGAUGAUGACCAUGUGACGCAGAUAGAUCUGGAAAACAGUCUGAUCACUACUUGGAAAGAUGUGCAGCUUUCUCAGGCCGGAGAUCUGAUCAUGGAGGUAUAUGUUGAGACAAAGACGACUGACUGCUGUAUGACACUCAAGGUAUCACCUACAAUGACAUCAGAGGAACUGACGAAUCAGGUGCUGGAUAUGAAGAACAUGUUAACAGGAGAAAGGGAAGUUUGGGUCACCUUUGAAUGCAUUGAAAACGGUGAACUGGAGAGGCCUCUCCACCCCAAGGAGAAGGUUCUGGAACAAGCCCUCCAAUGGUGUAAGCUAGCAGAACCUAGCUCAGCUUAUCUGGUAGUGAAGAAACUCCCUGAAGAAGGAGGAAAUCUGUACUCAGCAGGUAAAAGUGACAUUCCAAAGUGUGGGGUCUUGAAAUGUCGGGAGGAACCUCCAAAGCUCCUGUCUGGAAACAAGUUCCAGGAGCGAUAUUUCGUUCUGCGUGAUCGUAAGCUGCUGCUGUUUAAGGAUAAAAAGAGCUCCAAGCCUGAGCGGGAGUGGUCUGUCUUCUCAUUGAAGGUUUACCUUGGUAUUAAGAAGAAGCUGAAAACACCGACAGUACAGUGGGGGUUCACUAUUUUCUUGGAUAAGCAGCAGUGGUUCCUGUGCUGCUCAGGGCAAUCUGAAAUGUGGGAUUGGACAGCCAGCAUCCUUAGAGCACAGCACGAUGACCUCCGACCUACAGUGUUAAGGCGCCAUUCUUCAUCUGAUAUAUCCAAACAGAAGUUUGGGACCAUGCCACUUAUUCCACUCCACGGAGAUGAGAGCAAUUCUAUCAUGCUAUCCGCAAAUCAAACUCUGCGGCGCCUACAUGACCGGAGAACACUCUCAAUGUUCUUUCCAAUGAAGAUGCAGCAUGAGAUAUUUGAACAGCAACAGAAGGAAGAAGACUCCAGCAGUGAGCCUGUAUAUGAAGAAGUUCAGGAUGUCAACGUCAUGUUGUCAAUGAACUCAGAAAUCUCAGCAGUGGAUCCCGCACCAAUCCUGGUGAAGAGAAACCUGGUUACGAACCAGCCGAUGCAGGACAAGUUCCUCCAGGAACUGAGUUCGGCCAUUCAUAGAAAGAAUGAACCUCAAUAUGAUAUCACCAAGCUGUAAUGUACAGUGGAUGAUUCAGGGAUUCACUGAAUGAAGGUGGUGUUUAUUCCAGUCCAAUCUCAGGGUUCAUCUGAUCUUGGGACCACCCUUUGCCAUGUAGAUGCACCAUGUGUGUAGAGGCUGGGGUGUGUUGGCUUUGUUAGUCUCAUCAUAAGAGCACUGAGUAGAAAUUCAUUCUCCGUCACAUGGUCUGAAUGAUUUUUGAGACACAAAAACACUGGAGUCAAUUUUGGGAGGAGUACUUUAUAGGACCCAACAAUUACAAUGUGAACAUCGAGUGUGAAUAAUAAGAUUAGUUUUCCAGCACAAUAUUUUUAGUUACCGGGAGGUCUCUUUUAAUAGUCUUAAUUGAAAUUUCCUUUAUUGAUGGUCACCCCAGUCACAGCCAUGUACAGGGAAGAUAUGCCCAAUGAACUAUUGCAACCUGUUUCAAGAGGCUGUUUUCUUACAUGUUGUUCUCAGAGGAGGUCUUCAUUUUCACUCAGGAAUCAUUGCACUCUCCCCUCACACAGUCUGUCAUGUUUAAUUGCUUGAUUUGUAAACUUCAGCAAGAUAAUGCCAUGCUGAGAAGUUUUCCUUUGGUUAAUUUUAUGAGUUGCAGAGGAUUCCAAAGACUUCUCUGUGGUAUACUCUAUGGCCAACUUUUCAGAAUGCUUUUCUAUUUUCCUACCAAGUUCUGAUGGUGACUUUGUUUAAAUAUCCAUUCACAGGGCUGGCUGAUGAAGUAUUGUCAGGAUGAAAGAAAGCACAAAAUGAAACAAAAGGCAUCCUCUUUAUCAUUCAAUUUACUUCAGCUUGCAGGUCCUUAGUUAACUUCUCAUUUCCCCUCUGCUCACUUUUGUUACAAUCAUCCCUUCCCUAAGUCUUCCUUUAAGUAUGAGGCCCAUUUAAUUUCCCAGCAUUAUUACAAGGCUCCUUAUUAUUGAAGAGAGAACUUUAAAAGUGAAAGUAGGAAAGCUGCGGUGAAGUAUCAGUGGUCUUGAUGCAAAUCACUGCUGGAAUUAAAACAAUUGGAUGAAAGUCAAUUAAGACAUGCAUAGGUGACUGAAUGGGACUGGUUCUGGUUCAGUGACCUGAUACAGGAAAAUCCCAAUGCUUUAGAACUUUUGUGCAGUAAUGAAUAAGAUAAGAAUUUGGUUUAAGCACGUUCACAGACAGCACACAAGUACUAGGUGGAAGAUGGUGCAUAACUUCCCAACACUACAUAAAACAUAGAAAUUUCUCGAUAAUUUUGAUAAUUGGACUCCAGAUGCUGAAAAAAAUCUGCUUGAGCUUUUCAACAGAUUGAGCAGCAGCUGGGGCUGGGAAAUACAUCUGUUAACAUUCUGGCCCAUGAUACAGGGUUCGGAACUCAAAUAUUGGCAGUUCUUCUCUUGGAUGCUGCUCCAUCCACUGAGUUUCUCCAGUAGAUUGUUUGUUGCUCCAAAUAAUGGAACAGUUAUACUUUGCUAACAUUUGAACUAGUUUUAUGCACAGAACACGUUUUGCAUCUCUUCCUCAAAUCCUCUCUUUUUGAGAGGAGAAGGCAAAGGUUAUCUGAAAGGGGGUACAAGGCCUGAAGAAAAAUUUGCCACAGGAACCAAAUGCUGACAUCCAAAGAAGGGGUGAGUGUUGCUCAUUCUCUCCCACACUUCCAUAAGAGAUGAAGUCUGCUCCCAUACUCAGCUGGAUGAAGCUUUGAAGUGAUGAAACAUUUAUCUAAAUUAUCUUCAUUAAUCUAAACUAAACAUCACAUCUCCAUGGACACCAUAAUGCUGAUCUUAUAGUUUAUUACACAAACUGAAUCCCAAAAGCAUGACAUUUCCAUUCUACCCAGAAUGAUUAACCACACAGUCUGAUUCCAAAAAGCAUGACGUUACACAUACCAAGAAAAUUGAAUACUUGUUUUCUUGUUUCAUUCCACACAAACUUGAGAAGAGAGAUAAAUUGUGCCACAAGAAAGAUGUUUUUCAAUAUUAAAGAUGACCUAAUGUUAGCAAUACCGUUGAAUGAGACUUCUUUGUGAAUUUUUGUUGCUAAUUCUGCAUAAUAGCAUUCAUUUCAGGUCAUAGGGUCACAGGUAGAAUAGUUGCCUAUGUUGAUUAUAAUUCCGUUUUAAUCCACUGAUUGACUUUUGGAGUUGGGAGGAGUAAGUUCAGUGAAUAUUCCGUGAAUACAAGAGAUUCUGCGGAUGCUAAAAUCCAAGAACACACACACACACACCCACACAAAACAUUGGAGGAACUCAGCAAUUUAGGCAACAUCUAUGGAAAGAAAUAGUGUCAAACUUUAGGGCCUGAUGAAGGGUCUUGGCCUGAAAUGAUAACUCUUAUCCUUAGAUGAGACCUGACCUGCUGAGUUCCUCUACAUUUUGUGUGAAUAUGUGGUGAAUGUUACUGUGUAGAAAACAUUCAGGGCCCCAGACAGUCCUUCCCGGUGAGGCGACACUUCACCUGUGAGUCAGCUGGUAUCGUAUACUGCGUCCGGUGCUCCCGGUGUGGCCUUUUAUAUAUUGGUGAGACCCGACGCAGACUGGGAGACCGUUUCGCUGAACACCUACGCAGGAUCUCCCAAUGGCCACACAUUUUAAAUCCACGUCCCAUUCCCAUUCUGAUAUGUCUAUCCAUGGCCUCCUCUAUUGUCAAAAUGAAUCCAAACUCAGUUUGGAGGAACUACACCUUAUAUACCAGCUGGGUAGCCUCCAACCUGAUGGCAUGAACAUUGACUUCUCUAACUUCCGUUAAUGCCCCUCCUCCACUUCUUACCCCAUCCUUGACAUAUAUAGUUGUUUGCCUGUUCUCCAUCUCCCUCUGGUGCUUCCCCCCCCCCCUUUCUUUCUCCUGAGUCCUCCCGUCCCAUGAUCCUUUCCCUUCUCCAGCUCUGUAUCACUUUCGCCAAUCACCUUUCCAGCUCUUAGCUUCAUCCCACCCCCUCCGGUCUUCUCCUAUCAUUUCGCAUUUCUCUCUCCCCUUCCUACUUUCAAAUUCUUACUAUCUUUCCUUUCAGUUAGUCCUGACGAAGGGUCUCGGCCCGAAACGUCGACAGCGCUUCUCCCUAUCGAUGCUGCCUGGCCUACUGUGUUCUACCAGCAAUUUGUGUGUGUUGUUAGAAAAAAUUAAGUUCUAUUUUGCUUUACUUCCCCUUUGAUAUAUAAUCAGUUCAAUCUCCUUCAUACUUAUGCGCAUUUUAACUCUAUAUCAAGGUGUAAUGUGCGGGCUUCUGAUAAAUUUUUGUCACAGAGUAAUACAACACAGGAAAAGUUGUUUUGGCCCUCUCUAUUGCUGCCAGCACAGAAAUGUCCAGAAAAGUCAAAAGAUAAGGAUCUGCAGAGAUUGAAAAUCCAGAAUAAAUAAUAGAAAAUGCAGGAAAAACUCAGCAGGUCAGACCACAUCUGUGGAAAGAGAACAGUUAAUAAUUUCAGUUCUGUAACCCUUUAUUAGAACCUCUUGUGUCUAUACCAUGAUUAUCAUGUGCUCAUCUAAAUAUUGGGAAUGCUGAGGCAGUGCUGUCUAGAGUUUAACCACCCUCUGAAAGAAAAGAAGUUUUUACUCAAAUACUCUUUAACUCUCCUUUCUUGUAAGCCUUUGCCCUCACUAUGUCCCUCAUCAUAUUGUACAUGACAAUCAUGCUUCUCCUCGAUUGCAUCUGGUGCAAGAAAAACAAACCCAUUCCAUCUAGUUAAAAGGUUCAAUCCCAGGCGUUAUCUUGGUGCAUCUCUUCAAAAAUCUCUGAGUUACAAUAAUAUCCAUGAGUUAUAAUAAUAUGUAAAUUUGCCAACAUUCACAGUCAUGGAAAAACCAUGAUUGUCCAUGUCAUGGCAUGUAACAGCUGAAUGAACAAAUUUCCCUCUUCAAAUGUUCAAAGCCAUCGCUGAUGAAGGCAGGUAUCCAGCAUGUCUUCUUAACCUUUUCUUUUAACCAAAAAUGUGGCCUUCAGGUACCCUUGGGCAUUGUAUACUGACUUGCAUCUUCUCCUCCAUCUUUCCCAGAGUUCACUGAUUGAUUGUAUAUUUACUAGUCUGUGAGUGCUCCUGAAGUUUAUGACUGCACUAUUUUGCUGCUCAGUGUUGAUCAAUAUGAUCUUCUGUCUGCAGCAGUGUAAAGCUCACAGCAGCUGUUAAUAGUUUUAAUCCAGGAACAGAGACUCCAGGGUAUCUUUAGGAGAUUCACUACAGUCAGCCAUAGGUCAUCUUAGGUGAUUUUGUGGGUGGUUUUCUCACUUUAGUUUCUGAGAUAUUUUCAAUUAAGUUUAUGGCAGCACAGGUUUGAGAAUAUUCCUUGAACUUGUUUGAUAUCUUUUUUACACCAGUGGUUGGAGUUUGGAAGUCUGUUAUUUUAAGAUUUCCAUGGUUUAUGAGCCAUUAAUGCAAUUGCAGUGUACAAUUAGGGUGCCCAUUUUGGGAGAACAGAGAUGUAAUAAGCAAACAAGCUGGCAGAACUUGGCUUCACUGACCUCAAGACUGUUAUUGAUAUACAUACCAACAUACAUAUAUAUCUUAAACUUAAGAAAGUCUACAGAUGCUGGAAAUCCAAAGCAAAAAACACAAAAUGAUGGAGGAACUCAGCAGGUCAGGCAGCAUCUACAGAAAUAAAUAAACAGUCCUGUUUCAGGCUGAGACCCUUCUUCUGGAUCAAGGUGGAAGGUGCCAGAGUUAAAAGGUGGGGUGGAGGGGAAAGAGGCUAGCUGAAAGAGAAGGAAAAGAAGUAAUCUGAUAGAAGAGACUCUUAUUCUGGCACCUUCCCCAUUCCUUCUCAGUCCUGAAGAAGGGUCUUGGCUCAAAACAUUGACUGUUUAUGAAUCUCUAUAGAUGCCUCCUGACCUGCUGUGUUCCUCCAGCAUUUUGUGUGCAUUACCCUGCAUCUGUUGUGUAGGCAAAUUUGCCUGACAUGUACCUUCCCCUCAAAUGAGCACCAGAGAUAGGAAUGAAGAUAAUUUCACUAUUGAAAACCAUAUCUGCAACUGUUUUGAAAAGAUGCAUUAGUCUGUGAAAGUUUCCUUUAUUUACAGGUCUUUGGGGAAAAUUAGGAAAGGAAGCCUGUUAGCUGUUUUUUUUAAAGUCAGUGGGCCAUAUGGUCAGUACUUAUGUUUUGAGUAUAUUACUAUGUGCUAUCGGGUCUGAAAGAUGUAUUUCCCAUGACCAUUUAAAUACAGGAGAGUGAGCAUUAGUUAGACGUUACUGUGGUUCCCUAAUAAGUUGCCAAUAGUUGAUUACUAGGCAACUUCUUCCCCAGAUUUGUAAUUGCUGUCUUUAUUUGUUCCAUUUCUGAAGGUAGUGAAAUAGUGAAUAUGUUCCUCGAACUCAUGAGCCUAACUUAGACACGAGGUCCAAGAUUUGGUAAAUUCUGAACAGCUCCAAAAUGGCUAAGCACAGUUUCCGUUUAUCAGUUUAUCAUCAGUGACGGUCAGUGUUUUUAAUCACAGUGGAGGAAAGAGGUUUCUACCUAAGUACUUUUCAGUACACGUCCAUUGUGCAGCAGUUCAGACAAUAUGUAAAAACAGCCAACACCAAAGGGUUUUGUAAGCAUUGCCUGUCACAACGUUCUGCUCUUGUAAAUAAUAAUCUUAUUCGUGUGAAAACAAAUGUAUAAAAAUAUGUUAUGUAUAUUAUAUAUAUUCUUUUUACCACUUGUAAAGGUUAUACACAAUUUCUGUAAACAACUAGCAUUAAUGCAUUCACUUUUUAACAUGAAAUAUAAUAAAGUUGAGUCUACAGUAAAAUAUGUAGAAAAUUCCAACUCUAAUGUAAACAUCAUGCCUGUGUAAAUAUUGUACAAAUGCAUUAUUUUCUAUUAUAAUGUGGUUACUUCAA
This is a messenger RNA of Hypanus sabinus (Atlantic stingray), 10834 nucleotides long. It is a transcript of the gene arap3, whose product is annotated as ArfGAP with RhoGAP domain, ankyrin repeat and PH domain 3. The coding region runs from base 286 to 5046 and encodes 1586 amino acids. NCBI's taxonomy places the organism in Eukaryota, Metazoa, Chordata, Chondrichthyes, Myliobatiformes, Dasyatidae. Gene Ontology annotation, molecular function: phosphatidylinositol-3,4,5-trisphosphate binding; protein binding; GTPase activator activity. Gene Ontology annotation, biological process: positive regulation of GTPase activity; signal transduction. The transcript has 32 exons. The record is from RefSeq and is a predicted model, not a curated record.